Hibiscus syriacus is the source of this 500-nucleotide messenger RNA. Its product is annotated as DNA-directed RNA polymerases I and III subunit RPAC2-like. The transcript is spliced from 4 exons. The coding region runs from base 132 to 485 and encodes 117 amino acids. Gene Ontology annotation, cellular component: RNA polymerase III complex; RNA polymerase I complex. The record is from RefSeq and is a predicted model, not a curated record. Gene Ontology annotation, biological process: DNA-templated transcription. Lineage: Eukaryota; Viridiplantae; Streptophyta; Magnoliopsida; Malvales; Malvaceae. Gene Ontology annotation, molecular function: DNA-directed RNA polymerase activity; protein dimerization activity; DNA binding.
UGAUCAAUUCUCUUGGUUCCUCGUAUAACUUUCACAACUAUUGUUAAAGUUCGUAGGGUUUUGCAGGCAAAAUAGUGAGAUAUUAUAGAUAGAAAAAUUCUGGGUGAUUUGGAAUCUGGAUAAAGGAAACAAUGGAACACGGGUCUUUCAGUGAUAAUAGUGCUGCAACUUUUUCGUUGACUGAUGAGGAUCAUACACUAGCUAACUCUGUUAGGUUCACCUUGAAUCAAGACCCAAGGGUCACAUUUUCUGGGUACAGUAUACCUCAUCCAUCACAAGCUCGAGUUAAUAUCAGAGUUCAGACAACUGGUGAUCCAGCAAGUGAGGUGUUGAAAGAUGCAUGUCAAGAUCUGAUGCUGAUGUGCAGGCAUGUAAGGAGCACUUUUGACAAGGCUGUUGAAGAUUAUAAAGCAAGCAAUGCUGUCAAGGCCAUGAAAAUCGAUUCAAAGGAAGAAGAUAGUAGUGAUUCAGAAGAUAGUGAAUGAAAUUAGUAUAUCUCU